UUUAGGGCGUGGUCUACAAUAAAUAAAGAACUCCUAUUAAAAAUGCUAAAUCCUCGAAUGCAGAGAAGGAGCAAAAGCUUUUAAAAUGUGAUGUUUAUGGUGAUUUAUUUUGCUGGUCAAAAUUCUGUCGGACAUAUUAACUGGCGAACAUCCAUCAUAAGAAUGCACAUGACGCCUGAAAGGACCGUUAGCGAUGGAGGAGACAUACUCGACUGUAUACAACGAGGAAACGUAGAGGAGUGUAUUGAGUUCAUUCAAAAUGAUAGAUCCGUCAUUAAACAGCAAGGCUGGGCUGGUUUCACCGCUCUUCACUAUGCUGCCAUUCAUGGUAACCGUGCCCUCGUGGAGUUAUUCCUGAGCAGCGGAGCAGAUCCAAACGUCAUGAGUGAUGCCGGACAAACUGCCUUUCAUUUUGCCUGCAGGCAAGGAAACAUCUACAUUAUGCAUAAAAUGAUGCAGUAUGGAGCUGACUUGCGCCUCAGAGACUAUCAAGGAAAAACCCCCCUGCAUCAUGCAGUUACUGGAGGAAACAUUGUUGCGAUGCACUAUUUGUGGGAGACGGGAAUGCUCCGCUUCUCAGACACAGACAUGUUCCGGGUCACUCCUCUUCACUUGGCUGCAUCCACUGGAAACAUAGAAGUAGUUUGUUAUUUGCUCAAAGACCAGAGGUGUGCUGUGGAUGCAGUUGACCAGCAGGGAGCGACAGCGUUUCACAUUGCAGCAGAGAGAGGUGGAGUAGAGAUAUGCUGGACACUGCUGCAGAGGGCUGGGUGCAGGAUGCUUCAUCAGAGGAACUACAGCGGCCUCUCACCACUGGAUCUUAGUAAACAAGGGAAAACCUUCAGACAUCAGCAACUCACCAAACUACUGAGUCGGUACAUCAGAGAGCCAAUACACCACAAGCCCGGGGAUUCAAAUGCUCUAUACUACUGGACACUGUUUUUUCCAUCUCUGGGCGGAGCUGCCAUACUGCUGAUAGCAGCCAUGUUGGGAGGCUACGGGGGCCUCAUAUGUUUGUUCCUCUUCCCAUGGCUGGCCAGUAGUAUUUUUUCACAGUAUCACCGCAUGGCCACAUAUCAAAGGUCACCCAACCCGAUAUAUUUAGGGACCCUUGUUGCAGGUAUCCUGCAUUCCCUGCUGUGCUUCUAUGGAAAAAUGAUACCUAGUGCGUGGCCAUACAGUACACUGGCUCAGGUGUCUGUGUUCCACUUCUCCGUGCUCCUUGGUAUGUUCUUGAGGAUUCUGAAUCAGGACCCCGGGGUUCUGGACAAAGCAGAUUCAGAUCCUCGGUUCUCCUGCAUUGCUGACCUUGUGGAGAGCAACCAGAGUCUUCAAAAAUUCUGUCCGUACUGUGAGCUGUUCCAGCCUGACUUCACCAAACACUGCAAGCUUUGUCAAGUUUGCGUCAAAGAUUACGACCAUCACUGCCUUUUCCUGAACCGUUGCAUUGGCCGAGACAAUCACCGGCUUUUCAUCUUCUUCAUCCUCGCCAUGGUGACUUCCCAUCUUCUGUUUGUUGCCAUGGCGAUGUGUUACCUGUACAGCAAGAUGUCUGAAGACGGUCGCAGUCUGUCACAAUGCCUAACUCUGCUGGGUGAAGAGUUCUGGGUCGUGGUCAUGAUGGUUUUGAAUGGAAUGACUCUUUUUUGGGAUGCUUGGAUUUUGAUUGAACAGUUUGAUGCUGUUGCCUCAACGACCACCAUCUACUUCAGACACACCGAAAUCUCUGAACGACAGAGGUCACAAAGCCAGCGUUGGGCCAUAGUUCUCACGUUUCUGCUUGAAGGGCGAAAAUGGUUGGGCAGCAAGACAAGCGAUGAGGACAAAUUAGCCAUAGAAAUUUAAAACUGUUGUACUAUUCCUCCGCUGACUGUGUUUUUAUCAUUGACUUUAUAUGAGAGCUAGACUGAGUGUGACAUCAUCGGUAGAAAAUGGCUUUUUUCUAGCUCCAACAUAAAGAAGUCUCGAUAUGGACGCCGCAAUGCUGGAGCCAGAUUACGUUAGGAAGCAGUGAUUGGUCCAAAUCAGUUUGAGUGAUUAUUUCUUUGGCAGCCAUUCUCAAUCAGGAGUGAGCUUGCUGGAAAGCCACUCCCCUACCACUUGAAAGCGGGCUCUGGAGAAUCUUUCAAACUUUUUGAACGUUGGACGGCCAGCGGUAUACUUUUAUUGAGUCAUUUGAUUGGUCAGUUAUAUCUUGAAUAACUUGUAGUACACAAUUAAUAUCAUGUAAAAAGUAGGAUUGGCAAAAAAGAUAGAAGAGCAAGAAUUGUUAUCCUGACAAACAGAAUUACUGAGUAAUAGCUAUUUCUUUCUCUAUUGAAAUCUAUGGGAUUUUGGCUUUUUGGAGCCAGCGGGUACUUAGCCCAGUUCUCAUUUACAGUCAAUGAUUUUUUUAGGUCCAUUUUUAAAGUUGUGGUUUAAUUAUGUGGUGCGGCCACAGUAGGGCGGUCGACCUAUGAUCGGAAGAUUGCAUGUUUGAUCCUUGCUUUGCCUGCCCAUGUGACAAAAUGUUCUUGGGCAAGACGCUGAACCUCACCUUGCCUCUGAUGGUAGGAUGGUGCCGGUGUUCGGCAGCGGAGCCUCCAUCAGUGUGUAAAUGUGUGUGUAAAUUGGACUGUGACUGUAACGCGCUUUGGGCCUUCGAGAAAGGUAGAAAAGCGCUAUACAAGUUUACGCCAUUUUAAUUUUAUUUUAAGGUUUUGUGGAAUUGCCAACUUCUUAGUUUGUCCUCACUGUGACCUUUCAAAGAACUGUCAGUUAUUUGACUCCUAAAAGAGCCCAAUUAAAAAAACGACACUAUAUAUUGAACAGUUACUGCUUCAAAAUAAACGUUGCUAUUGUAACUCGUACCAACAUACAAGCAUUUGAUAAUUUUAAGUACUUUAAAAACAUUUUUCCCAACAUAUAGGACCUAGCUCCAAAUCAUUUGUGCCAGGACACAUUCUCUGCUCUGACUAAUGGGGUGUUCUUUUUUCAUAUCUUCAAUUACACACUCUCAUUUCCUAUGUGUCACUCAGAUCCUUAUUAUGGAUGAAGUCCCCCACACCCCUCUGAGGCUGAACUAUCUGAGCUGUGUGGCUUCAUGGUGAAGCAGUAGAGUCUACUGUUCUGCCUCUUGCAUACUAAGUAGUUAACCUGCGCACAUAUAUGACUGUUAAAUGUAAGCCUGUGUUAUCCUGCCUGACUGUAGUCCACACAUUUCAUUUGUGAAUUUUGUUUUUUUAAGAUUAUUUUGCACUCAUGAUGUUUUCUGUGCUGUGAAACCUACACAAUUAAAAUUUUAAAAAGCUU
Molecule: messenger RNA, 3291 nt
Organism: Oryzias latipes (Japanese medaka)
Lineage: Eukaryota; Metazoa; Chordata; Actinopteri; Beloniformes; Adrianichthyidae
Molecular function (GO): palmitoyltransferase activity; protein binding
Source: RefSeq, a predicted model, not a curated record